This is a messenger RNA of Saccostrea echinata, 723 nucleotides long. RefSeq lists its product as uncharacterized. Lineage: Eukaryota; Metazoa; Mollusca; Bivalvia; Ostreida; Ostreidae. The coding region runs from base 118 to 687 and encodes 189 amino acids. The transcript is spliced from 2 exons. The record is from RefSeq and is a predicted model, not a curated record.
CCGUGACACUCCCUCAUCAGGUAUAAAGGUGAGAUUAUUCCUGGCUCACAGAGAGACAAGCUGCUUCCUACACCAGUUCUAGCCUCCGUCCGCCGUUUUAUCCUUCCACUCGUCACCAUGAGGUCUCUGUUCUGUAUGGGGGUCACGGCGAUCCUCUGUCUCCUGCGUAUAGAAGGGGGCGUUGUUUUUGGAGGUAUAGUUCAAAGAAACCCUUCCCUUGAAGCGAAUGAAACAAGUACAAGUUCUGCGAACACAGCCAUAACAACGAGUAACGCCACAGGAAUUAUGACGACCGUCUCAAAUAUGACAACAAGCAACAUGACAACUGUCCCUGUGACAACUAGUAACAUGACAACAGCUUCCAUGACAACAAAUAACGUGACCAACAACAUGACAACUGCGCCCAUGACAACGAAUAACGUGACCAACAAUAUGACAACAGCCUCCAUGUCAACUACAUCCGGGAACUCGAGUAUGCCAAUGACGUCAGAAGGACCUUUGUCGUCACCUACGAAACCCCAGACUUCUACCACAAAAACAACCACUACGACAACUGCUCCUAAGACUUCUAAAUUUAGCGGAGCCUCGUUUGGAGGAGGAAUAGCUCUCGGUGUUGUUCUUGCCGCUAUUCUUUCUUUUGGAAUAUAUAAAUAUAAAAGUCGGAAUGCGGGAUAUUCCCGGUACUGAAUAAUGUGAAAUCUCAAUUACCUCAAGUCCAAAAAA